AUGGCACCCUCCAACGCGUCCACCUCUGGUGAAGGUUCUGCCGGUGCGGGUUGCAUCGAGAGAGAAUUCGACUAUGACCUCGCAGUGAUUGGCGGCGGAAGCGGCGGCCUGGCCUGCGCGAAAAUGGCCGCUGCGCACGGCGCCAAGACGGUCGUCUUCGACUUUGUUCAGCCCUCGACUCAAGGCUCGACGUGGGGUCUCGGAGGCACCUGCGUCAACGUGGGGUGCGUCCCCAAGUACCUGUUCCAUCACACCGCGCUCGUCGGCAAGGGCGCUCACUGCGAUGGGCCGCACAUGGGCUGGCAAGGCAAGUUCGAGGAGCAGAUCGACUGGAGCGUCUGCGUGGAGAAAGUCCAGAAUUACGUCAAAUCGCUGAACUUCGGAUACCGCACUGGGCUCCGCAAGGCGGGCGUCACGUACAUCAACGCGUACGCGAAGUUCGCCUCGCCCCACGAACUCGCAUACACUUUCCGUGGAGAGGAAAAAAUUUGCAAGGCGAGAAACAUCGUGGUGGCGGCUGGAGGCAGGCCGCAUAUCCCGGAGGAGGUUGAGGGCGCGAAGGAACUCGCAAUCACAAGCGAUGACAUCUUUUCUCUCAAGCAGGCGCCGAACAAAACGCUCUGCGUGGGGGCGAGUUACAUAUCUUUGGAGUGCGCCGGCUUCCUCCGCGAACUGGGAUUCGACGUUACAGUGGCGGUGCGUUCCAUUCUUCUCCGCGGCUUCGAUCGGCAGUGUGCCGAGCAAGUGGGACUGUGCCUCGAGGAGGCAGGCGUUCGUUUUCUGCGCGAAGCUGUCCCUGUCAAGAUGGUGAAGCAGCCUAGCGGGAAGAUUCAAGUCACCUUUCGCGUGGGGACUGCUGAGCCGAAGGAGCUCGUGGAAGAAUUCGACACCGUCCUCUACGCCACGGGGAGGAAGGCGGAUACGUCCAAACUCAAUCUCCAGGCAGCCGGCGUAGAGACCACGGAGACGGGAAAAAUCAUCUGCGACGAUGACAGCCACACCAGUUCGCCGUCUGUAUACGCGAUCGGCGACGCCGUUCAGAACUUCCCAGAGCUGACCCCCGUGGCCAUCAAGGCGGGCGAGAUCCUCGCGCGCCGCCUCUUUGCGAAUAGCACGGAACACAUGGACUUCACCAACAUCCCGACGACGGUCUUUACCCCGAUCGAGUACGCCCACACCGGGUACUCCGAGGAGACGGCAGAGGCCAAGUUCGGGCGCGACGACCUCGAGAUUUAUCUGUUCCAGUUUUCGCCGCUCUUCUUUUCCUGCGUUCACCGCGAGAAGGCCGAGAUCGCGCGAAAGAGUCCCGAGGAUGUGGACAUCACCCCGCCGUGUCUCGCAAAGUUGAUUUGCGUCAAGAGCGAGGACGAGAAGGUCGUCGGCAUCCACUUUGUGGGCCCGAACGCGGGCGAACUGAUGCAGGGAUUUGCGUUGGCUGUUCGCCUCGGCGCGAAAAAGAGAGACUUCGACAAGUGCAUCGGCAUUCACCCCACAAACGCUGAAGCCUUCAUGGCCUUGACGAUCACCAAAGCAAGCGGCGAGUCGUUUGUCGCCUCAGGCGGCUGUGGCGGAGGAAAAUGUGGCUAG
Neospora caninum is the source of this 1587-nucleotide messenger RNA. RefSeq names its product MGC84926 protein, related. The transcript has 11 exons. Gene Ontology annotation, biological process: cell redox homeostasis; glutathione metabolic process; cellular response to oxidative stress. The record is from RefSeq and is a predicted model, not a curated record. Gene Ontology annotation, molecular function: flavin adenine dinucleotide binding; thioredoxin-disulfide reductase (NADPH) activity; glutathione-disulfide reductase (NADPH) activity. Lineage: Eukaryota; Apicomplexa; Conoidasida; Eucoccidiorida; Sarcocystidae. Gene Ontology annotation, cellular component: cytosol; mitochondrion. The coding region runs from base 1 to 1587 and encodes 528 amino acids.